UCCGUCUGUUUAUGUUCAAUUAUCAGCCGUCACUGACUCUAACGCGCUCUUCUGUCUGGACACACGCUGUUAGUGGACUGAGUCAGUGUUUAAUGUGCUAACCAGGAGCUAGCUGACGUUAGCCUGCAUUAUUUAGUAUAAACACUCUGUUGGAGCAGCUGUCAAACUCUUGUUUGCUCUGUAAAUGGGGACUAUAAGCGGUUUCCUAACGACGUCACUGCACGGACUGUAGUGUCUCCAUCAGGUCCAGUACACAGUCUACCGUGUUUACAUCCCACAGAUGCAUCACUCAGACUCCAGCGGAGAGUCACCGGUCAGCAGGAGGAUGUCCCACCCGUCAGUGACCGGCCGCAGGGGCAGCGGUGUUACCGUCUCAUCUGAUGACCACCAGACGUCCCCCGGACCCCAUCACCCCCCCCACAGCCUCAGCCUCCUGACCCCCGGGUCACAGGUCAAGAAGAAGAGCGGCUUCCAGAUCACCAGCGUCCUGCCCGCGCAGGUGUCCUCCGCCAGCGCCAACACCAGCCUCGCCGACGACACGGAGAGCUACGACGACAUGGACGAAUCUCACACCGAGGACCUGUCCUCGUCCGACAUCCUGGACGUGUCUGUGUCCCGAGCCACGGACACCGGCGUCCCCGAGAGGAGCUCGUCAGAGGAGACGCUGAACAGUGUGCAUGGGGGCGAGACGCCCGGAGUCACGUCCCCCAACGAGCCGCUGAUGCAGCAGGGGUACAUGGUCAACGGUGUCCAACAUCAUCAUCAUCAGAAGACUGGACGACCCGCGGCUCCUGCAGCAGUCCCUGUUGUCCAGCAGGCUCCGGGCUCCAGCGGGCGCUCCGGCGUGGAUGCUGCUCCGUUACCGGACACCUCCAGUGCUUCUGUCCCUCCGACCGCGAGCGCCGUGACCACCGCCUCUCGCUUCAGGGUGGUGAAGCUCGAUUCCAACUCGGAGCCAUUUCGGAAGGGUCGCUGGAUGUGUACGGAGUAUUAUGAAAAAGACGCCCCAGCGGGAGACACGGGGGUCGCUCACAGAGCGGUGGAGAGCAUCAUUCAGUCUGAACACGAGACCACGAGCGGCAGCUCCUCUGGAAGCACUUUGAGCGGCGGAGGAGACGGUCAGCAGGCUCACGCUCCAGACCCAGGUGCCGGACAGACCGCUCUGUUGGGUGUCGAGAGUUCAUCUGCCUCGGUUCGACCCUACAGUGUAGAGACCCAGAGCAGCACCAAACCUCCGGUGUCCGUCAGCCAGAGUGCUCUUCCUCCAGUGGAGUACACCCCGAGGCCCACAGCUCAACCUCUUCAGAUUCCUCCGGUGUCACCCAGAGCUGUGCCAGUGUCCGUGGGGAUACCAGGGCUUCCUCCGGUGCCCGUGUCUCCGAGGCCACAGAUGAGCAUCAACCCGGACCAAACCGGAGCCCAGCUGUCUUCAUCUGCCGCUCCGAGCAACCUGCAGCCGCUGCACGGGGCCACUGUACAAGCGCUGAGAGCCCCGCUCCUGCCGGCGGGCCCCGGGUAUGUGACGGCCUCGCAGCUGGAAGAUGCCCAGAGACUCCUGCUGCAGCACCACACACUGCUCUCACUGCCACGGCUGACCGCAGGAGGCAUCGCAGGCCUCACAGGACCCCCUGCGUCUGAUGCUGCUGUCUCUGCUGAUGAAGACAGUUCCUCAGGAGCCAGUGUUGUGGCCAUAGACAACAAGAUCGAGCAAGCCAUGGACCUGGUGAAGAGUCACCUGAUGUACGCGGUGCGUGAGGAGGUGGAGGUGCUGAAGGAGCAGAUCAAGGAGCUGAUGGAGAGGAACUCUCAGCUGGAGCAGGAGAACACGCUGCUGAAGAACCUGUCCAGUCCCGAGCAGCUGGCACAGUUCCAGGCGCAGGUCCAGACCGGAUCGCCCCCCACAGGAGCCCCGCCGGCCCUCCCGCCCAACCCGGGCCCCGGACCCACCGCCUGACUACCUCUCUGUGAACGGACUCCACAAUC
Carassius carassius (crucian carp) is the source of this 1983-nucleotide messenger RNA. Its product is annotated as TSC22 domain family protein 1-like. Bases 281 to 1954 code for a protein of 557 amino acids. Gene Ontology annotation, biological process: regulation of transcription by RNA polymerase II. Lineage: Eukaryota; Metazoa; Chordata; Actinopteri; Cypriniformes; Cyprinidae. The record is from RefSeq and is a predicted model, not a curated record. The transcript has 3 exons.